Molecule: messenger RNA, 953 nt
Organism: Leptopilina heterotoma
Lineage: Eukaryota; Metazoa; Arthropoda; Insecta; Hymenoptera; Figitidae
Product: trypsin alpha-3-like
Exons: 2
Coding region: 83-877 (264 amino acids)
Biological process (GO): proteolysis
Molecular function (GO): serine-type endopeptidase activity
Source: RefSeq, a predicted model, not a curated record
AUAAGAAUCACCUGUACUCGCUUUAUAUAAACUAAAUCAAAAGCACUAUCAAUUCACAAUAAGAUUGUAUAGAGUAUAGAAAAUGAUUCGAUUUUUGACAAUCGCUGUUUUAUUCAUUUCUACAUCUUCGGCAAUUGCAAAUUUAUUUUCUUCACCUCAAUAUAGAAGAAAUGAUAUUGUAGCUAAAAUCCAAGACGCUCCCUAUGUGGCGAGUCUUUUUAUAAACAAAAAAUUGAAAUGUGGUGCUGUUAUAAUUACCGAUUCAUUUCUCCUAACUUCAGCAGACUGUCUUCAAUUUGACGAUGUGACAGUUUAUGAAAUUCGUACUGGAUCACUUUCCCUUAAUUAUGGUGGUACAAUACAUAAAGUGGAAUAUCUAUUGAGACAUCCGAAAUUUCAAAUAAAUAAUGUUAAAUUACCAGUUGACGAUAUUGGAUUAGUUAAAGUGAGGGGAACAUUUUUAUUUGAUGGAACAAGAGAUGCUAUACCAAUUUUUCCUCAUAAAUAUUUAUUAACUGGUAGUUAUGGUAAAAUAUUUGGAUGGGGUCUGACAGAUUCGACAUAUCCAAUUCAGUUGAGAACAGGACCGGUUACCAUUGAUAAUGUGGAAAGAUGUAAUGAUCACUUUCAAGGAUUUUUGCCCAAUGGUCAAAUUUGUGCGAUAUCGACUGCGCCUAAGGUUCCAUGCGAUAGAGAUUCUGGUGGUCCAUUAGUGGUGGGAAUUCAUCUCGUUGGUAUUAUUUCAUGGGGCAAAGAAUGUAUUGUAAACAAUCAACCGCAUGCUUAUACUUUCGUUAGUUUCUAUCGCGAAUGGAUCGAUGAAAGUAUUAAUAAUUAUAUGAAUCGUGAUAAGAAACUUUAUGGUUAUCGUUACUGAUGAUAAUAAUACACAAUGUAAAUAAUGGUAAUAUAAUAAUAAUAAUACAAAAAUAUACUUCUGUAUUACACUUGAA